Molecule: messenger RNA, 333 nt
Organism: Asparagus officinalis (garden asparagus)
Lineage: Eukaryota; Viridiplantae; Streptophyta; Magnoliopsida; Asparagales; Asparagaceae
Product: zinc finger protein 2-like
Exons: 1
Coding region: 1-333 (110 amino acids)
Biological process (GO): negative regulation of abscisic acid-activated signaling pathway
Source: RefSeq, a predicted model, not a curated record
AUGAGCGAUAUUGGUGGUCGAGUUCCCACUGAUUCUAAAGCAAAAACAUCAUCGCCACAUGCAAGGCAUGUAUGUUCAUUUUGUCAACGAUGUUUUCCAACCUUGCAAGCCUUAGGAGGUCAUCAGACUGCUCAUCGCAAGGAGAUAGAGGUGAUGAGGCGUGAACACAAGGCUAUUGUGGAGUCAGAAAAGGUCGAUAGUACUGGGCCUGCGCUUGUGACGUUGGAUUUGCUCGAUCGUUGUGAAGGUAAGGCUUCUCCUAGCUCAGGUUUUGAUCAAGUUCAAGAUGAGGACAAUGGCGGUUUGAACCUUGAUCUCACCCUGAAGCUAUAA